Messenger RNA from Asparagus officinalis (garden asparagus), 939 nucleotides. Its product is annotated as BTB/POZ domain-containing protein At2g46260-like. NCBI's taxonomy places the organism in Eukaryota, Viridiplantae, Streptophyta, Magnoliopsida, Asparagales, Asparagaceae. The transcript is spliced from 2 exons. Gene Ontology annotation, cellular component: nucleus. The record is from RefSeq and is a predicted model, not a curated record. Gene Ontology annotation, biological process: response to red light. The coding region runs from base 155 to 496 and encodes 113 amino acids.
GCUGAUCAUCGCCUUCUCUUCUUCUUCUCGCUCGCUCGCUUGCUUUCUCUUCUUCUCUUUCCUUUUUUGUUUUAACUCGAAGGAAAAUAGGGUUAGGGUUAGGGUUAGGGAUCAGAAUUGCUUGCUCGCCGGCGUUGCUCUUUACGAGAUUCGAAUGAAGGGGAUGAAGGUGGACCCCUUGGAUCGCAAUAGCGACAUCCAACUGCAGCAGCAGCAGCAAGCAAUCAUGGAUCUCUCAAACUCUAGCAGCGGAGAUAGCGGCAACAACUUUGAGUUCGCCUUCAACUGCAGCAAUUUCUCCGAUCGCGUGCUGCGGAUCGAGAUCGUGCUCGAUGCGGCCGAGAGCAAGUCCAUCGGCGAGGGAUGCAGUAGCAUCGCCGAUUGGGCUCGACAUCGAAAGUGGAGGAAGGAGGAUAUCAAGAAGGACAAAGUGCAACAUCGUGUUUUCAAAGUACUGAUCAAGAUCUCAGAGUCCAAGAGGAGGUCAUCAUUGUAAGUCUAUUAGCAAAUUCAUAUUCUCUAAAACCAUCGUGUUGAAUUAAGUUGUUAUAAUGUCCAUAAAUACUGAUUAUGACUCUUUUUUCUUUGUCCAUCUGAGUUAAGUUGAAUUAAGUUGUUAUAAUGUCCACAAAUACCUAUCUGUGUUAAGUUGUUAUAAUGUCCAUAAGUAUGUUUAAGAUAAAUUUAUCGUGACAAAACAAAAAAAUAAGAUGAGAGAAAAUUGCGCACAAAAAUAAUCUGUAAGGAUGUCGUGCUUAGCACGGGAUGAAUACUAGUAAGAUAUAGAUACAAGUUGUGAAAGGAAACAUUUGUGAAUAAAAAUGAAAAUGAUGAUUGAAGAAAUACAACUGAUAGGCUAUGUUAGAAACUACAGCUUUAUGAUUUGUUAUAACAAAAUACACCAGUGAUAAACGGUUGACGUAGCUAAAAGAUGUGCCC